AUGAGUAUGACUGGAGAAUUAAAUUUCUUCCUCGGAUUGCAAAUCAAGCAAACUGAAGAAGGAAUCAUGAUUCAUCAACAAAAGUAUAUCAAGGAACUGAUCAAGAAAUACAAGUUAGAAACUGCCAAAACCAAUAAUACCCCUAUGGGAAUUGCCACUAGAUUGGAUGAAGAUCUAUCUGGAACUUGCAUAGAUCAAUCUAUGUAUCGAGGUAUGAUAAGCUCACUACUUUACUUAACAGCUAGAAGACCUGACAUAUCUUUUAGUGUAGAUCUGUGUGCCAGAUUCCAAGCAAAUCCAAAGGAGUCUCACUUGAUAGCAGUAAAAAGAAUCCUAAGAUACUUGAAAGGAACUGAUGAUCUGGGUGAUUUGGUUAAUAGAAAAAGCACUUCAGGCAUGGUACAGUUUUUAGGUCCUUGUUUAGUUUCUUGA
Messenger RNA from Chenopodium quinoa (quinoa), 432 nucleotides. RefSeq lists its product as uncharacterized. Bases 1 to 432 code for a protein of 143 amino acids. The transcript is spliced from 2 exons. The record is from RefSeq and is a predicted model, not a curated record. Lineage: Eukaryota; Viridiplantae; Streptophyta; Magnoliopsida; Caryophyllales; Amaranthaceae.